Molecule: messenger RNA, 193 nt
Organism: Dentiscutata erythropus
Lineage: Eukaryota; Fungi; Glomeromycota; Glomeromycetes; Diversisporales; Gigasporaceae
Source: the annotation of a GenBank genome assembly
GUGUAGUUAUUAGAGCUAAUGCAAGUGGAUGGAUGAAUGAAAUGGAAAUGAGUUUUUGGAUAAAUAAGAUUUGGCAAAAUCGUACACCAAAUUCUGAGAAUUCGCAGUCACUUUUAAUUAGAAAUAUGUAUAAUGAAUGGAUAUCACAAGAAAUAAGAGAAUUAACUGAAUCUGGACGAAUUAAACGUCCUCC